Molecule: messenger RNA, 5402 nt
Organism: Dermacentor albipictus
Lineage: Eukaryota; Metazoa; Arthropoda; Arachnida; Ixodida; Ixodidae
Gene: eas
Product: ethanolamine kinase 1
Biological process (GO): phosphatidylethanolamine biosynthetic process
Cellular component (GO): cytoplasm
Molecular function (GO): ethanolamine kinase activity
Source: RefSeq, a predicted model, not a curated record
GAAGAAAUGUGUGUGUGUGUGUGUGCGUGUGUGUUUGUGUGUGUGUCCGAUGGGCCGAGUUAAACAGUACCGUAGUGACACAACGUGCCCGAAGUUAAAGCUUCCCAGUUUCGCAUGUGUCGGGCAUUUUUACGACUCGCCGCGGCUGUAAUGACGACGGAGGAGCAGACGCGAGUGUGCAGCUACUCGUUCACGUGUCCCUCCGUCGCAAAGCAGCUGCGGCUCGUCUGAAGCGGCGACUUUUCAUCGUCCGAAGCGAGGAGACCGCACGGCGGCCGUGCGAGUCCGGAGCACGAGACAGCGGACCUUGUGUUCUCGGGACAGCGGACGGGAGAAUCGAGGUCCACGCUCCGGCGCUGGAAAACACGACGACGCAGGUGCUAUCACUGCCUCUCUGCCUGGAAGGCAGGCAAGGAAGGUGCCAUGCUUUGGGCUCUUGAGGUGAUGCAUUGACCAUGCAUUGACGGCUGUUGCCUAUGGCUGCCACAGCCGUGAACCAUGCCGAGCCAACUGCAGAGCCGGCUUCCUCUGCAGCUUCGGCCACGGCAGUGUGUGCGCAGAACGGUGGCGGUGAGCCCCCACUGGACGUGGUGGACAUCUUUGUGGAUGGUUCCAGCGAGGCAUCGCUGCGAGAAGGUGCACUACGAGUGCUCCAGCACGUGCGCCCUUGCUGGGACCUGACUUCUGUUCGAUUCAAGACGUUCACAGAUGGCAUCACGAACCAGCUGGUUGGCUGCUGGCAAGGCGGAGAAGAGCUUGGCGAGGGAGCGCUGCUGAUGCGUAUCUACGGCCAAAAGACAGAGCUCUUCAUCGACAGGUCGGCCGAGGUGCUCAACAUGCGCCUGCUGCAUGCGCAUGGCCUUGCGGCACCCCUGCACUGUGCCUUCCGCAAUGGCCUCUGCUACGGGUUCAACCCUGGACGGGUGGGCGACACGCAGCUUGUUAGAGACCCGCACAUCUCCAGGCUGAUAGCACAGACGCUAGCACGCAUGCACUCUGUGAAGCUACGCAAAGGAGGACAGGUGGCGCCCUCUCUUUUCCCCACUCUGCACAAGUACCUCCGCCUGGUGCCCACACGUUUUGAUGACAUUGAGAAGAACCUCAGGUUUGUGUCGUGCAUCCCAAGCAGAGCAGAGCUGGAGCUGGAGGUGUCGCUACUGGAGGAGCACCUGUCGGGCUUGGGCUCACCUGUUGUGUUUUGCCACAAUGACCUGCUCGUCAAGAACAUCAUCUACCAGGAGAAACAAGACAGAGUGAUCUUCAUUGACUUCGAAUAUGCUGACAACAACUACCAGGCAUUAGAUAUUGGAAACCACUUUUGUGAAUUUGGAGGUGUGGAGCAUUUCGACAGCUCCCUCUAUCCAGAUCGCAAGUUCCAGCUCGAUUGGCUGCAGCACUACCUGGAUGAGUGGCACAGGCUGGCAGGCCGUGGUGAGAGCGCCUCCACCCACGAUGUUGAGGUCCUCUACGUCCAAGUGAAUAAGUUUGCCCUGGCCUCAUGCAUGCUCUGGUGCCUGUGGGCGCUCAUUCAGUCUGCGCAUUCCACCAUCAAGUUUGACUUCCUCCAGUUUGCCAUGGAGCGGCUUGACAUGUACAAGAGGCAUAAGGCCGAGUUCUUGGACAUGACUUUGCCACCCUCCUAGGAGUGGCCACCCAGGCGGAAGUGCCCGCUGCCACCGAUGGAAUUCACCCGCCACGCGACCUCCGGACCUACCUCGGCUACCGCAGGGAACGAGCACGAUCCAGUCUUGUUUGUGGCCGGCCGCCGUGCACCGCUGCUCGUCGAGGGUGCCUUCGCUCGGGGCUCGUGCAUGUUUGAACAGUUCAUUCACUGCGGAGGCAUUGUGUGUUUCCUUCAGUCUGCAAUGAUGAGCAAAGAGUGUAUCAGAUAUUUUUGCUACAUCUCAUUUGUAUUUUAAGUUUUCUCGCGUGAGUUGUCUUUCUUCAGACUGGCUUUUUCCAGUGCCUUACGCAAGCCACGUGUCGCGUGUCUUGCUACCGGCUACGAGUACUUGUUUUAUGAUAGAGACAUGUGGUGAAGCCAUAUAACUCUUCAACCAAAUGUCGUGGCCUUCCACACUUUUGCGUGUUUGUUGCAGCUUUGUGAGUUUGUAGAGGCUGAUACCUCCUUUUCUUUGCACUUGAGCCAUUUUUGGCAGCCAGGCUGUCAGACUUACAGAAAAAAAUUGGACAGUCGACUUGUACUGCUGGGAGUCAGUCAUUUACUUUACUCGUGAUCGGUGCAGCACGGUAAGAUGCUAGUCAGAGCUGUAGUUGUCUUUGAAUAGUCCUUCCGUGCAAUUAAAAGGAAAAAAGAAGCUUGGCAGUUUGACCUGUGCUAACUACUGCAGCAAAAACAAACAAAAUAUAAAGAUGUUGUGUUGUUUGAGAUCUCACAUUGAAGCAGUGUCUCUGCCAGCUGGUUAGUCAAGCUAAUGAGUCAGUGCGUGGGGAUUUGAAGACUCUUUUGGAGAAUUUUCUGUCAUGAGCAUGAAAACCAAAGUUAAUUCUUGACCCCCCCCCCCGAAAUUUGUAGUUACCUAUCUUAGAGGUGGCAAUGUCAGCUAACCAAAUAAAGUGGGGGAAAAAAGAUGUCUCUGUAAGAGAUAUCUUUGGAGCUAGCCAAAUUACCUGGGGGAAAAAAAUUGUCUUGAAUGUCAUAUGUCAAAGAUUAGGCUAUAUUCUUUUCUCACCCGUACUUCAGCAUAAAUUUAAAAGGCAAUGAGCUGGCAGUUUCAGGAACUGGUCAGUCACUGGGCAGUUGAGCUGUUAGACAUAUGUAAAUCUCUAUGGCCAUAUGCGAAGCCAUAUGUGCAGAGACAGCUAUUAUUGAUAACUGUGAUUUCCAGAGAUUUCUGUUUACGAAUGUUGUUUGGUGAGAAUAAUGUUACUGUGACCAAAGUCGUAAAACUGUACCUAUGCUACAUCACAUCAUAUAUUCAGCAAUAUGAGUUGCAUCAAAAUCUCAGGAGGCCGUCUUUUUUUUCCUUUUCUCCAAGAAAUGAUAGAAAUACUACCUCUGCUUAUUUCAGAAAAGCUAUGUACCACAUAUUUUGGUGUACGAGAGUCGUCCAAACAAUCUAUAACUUUUUUUUUUGUUAUGCAGCAAGUUGGAUGUUGGUGCGUCUUGAAUAAACAUCGAUGAGCACGUCCCGGGUACUACCGACAGAAAACUGCUUAGAUUGUAUGACUGUGUUACUUUGUGUUUACACAUGGUAAUAUGCACGGUGAUCAUGCUUUCUUUUUCUUUGCUUGGCUGAGACGGCCAAGUUUGAGGAGGAGCAAAUUUGUUAGGAAUUUAGUUCAAAUCUUUAAAGCUACAUUAUGGAGAUGCAUUAGUGUUAAAAACGCCACUCGCGCAUUUAUCUUAAGGGAAGACGGGAAUGAGAAAAUGCAGCAAACACCAACACAGGAAUCCCAUAUUUCCAUUAAAGGCAAAGCGCUUCAAGGAAGAUUGUCGAGGUGUUUAUCUAUCAGCUCUGUAAAUAUCACUGGGCGCAAACUUUUUCUAGAAGUCAGCAUGAAAUCCAGCUGGAGCUGAUGAAAGUUCCCAUAGCAGUGAAGCACUGUCCUCACUCAAUGCAGUUCGGCAGUACUUGUGUGAAAGGAAAUGGAUUUUUCUAAUUUCUAGAUCAGUGCGAACAGUUUAUAAUUUUAAGUUUACAAGCUUUCUGGACAGACCUCGUAUAUAUUUCAGAACAUUUAAAAAGAAAAGGAAGUUGGAAUAAAAUAAAAUAAGCAUCUUACAACUGUAUAACAAAACAUAAUGCUGGCAGGUAUUUUCGCAGAACUACAGAAAAGAAAAAGAAACUAAUAAAACUAUAAAGGAAUAUUACACUGCCAGGUGUUGUUGCAGACCCACAAGAAUAAAAAACAAGAAAUGAACUAGCUACGCCAAACUACACUAAACUGUGACUGCAGGAAAAAGUGAAAAAGCUUGCCUUAAACAUUUGCACAAAUAUUGGGAGUGUGCAUGAGCUAUAUCUUUUUGUUGCCAAACUACUUCCUAAGACGCAGUUUAGCUUCUAUAGCAUGCACGUGCCGUUUGUGCAGUUUCAGGUUGCCUGCAGUAUGUUAUCGGAAGCAUUGCAAUGACAACUCAGGGUGAACACGCAUGCUGUCGAUGCACGUCGAUUGACGUAGCAGUGGUACCAGACGCGGCAGACCAACCCUGUGGGCGAGAAAAACUUCCUUUAUUCGUCAUUUUGACGUUUGCAUCAUUGUUGGACGCAUUCGCUGGGUGGUUAGGAGAAAUUGUCGUGGUACCGAACAUUCAGCACUGCUACAGUACAUGUUGGUGGGCAUUUUGUGGGGCAGAAAAGUACCAGCAGAAGCCGCCAAUUGAAGAUACAGCUUUGUGCACCAAUCACGCAGUUCUUUGAAGCAGAAGCAUCUUCAUCGCACAAUGCCUUGCACAUCCAAAGCCGUGAUAUGCGCACUGCCUUGUCCGUGUUGUCUGGACUUUGGAUGCACGAAGUGAUGAAAAGAACGUAGAACAAAAGCGAAAACCGCGUUGUAAAGGUGACUAUUUCUGUGUACUUUUGUAACAUUUAGAAGUUGUGUGUUGUUGUGUGUAGACCGUGUGCAGUGUUUUCACAAGAAAGACACAAUUUAGGUUUUGAUCUCUGCGUGUGAUACAGACUCAAGGAUGUGGAUCCUGUCACAACUUGGCACCACUGCCAGUAGAUGAGCUUGUGUCGGUGACUGCAGUUUGUGUUUUGCUCUUCGACAGUUGCACUUUUCUUUUAAUCGGAGCUAUCGAGCUUGGCUGAUGAGUGGCUAAUGAGAACAUUAUCAUGUUCAGUGUGUGUCACUGUAACGUAAAGACUUUGCGUCUGGAGUCAAUGUGGUUUCCUGAUGAGUUUCUUGAUGAUUAGCUUCUGGUGGCUGCAUUGGCCUUCUUUUAAAAUAUCAGUUGUAGUUGUUGUAUUGAUCAUUCUUGUUGUUAUAUUGUUCCUUUUAUAGAAUUUGUUAUGGAAAUGUCUUUUCUCGAUUCAUUUUCUUUUCAUUACCACUGCUGAGCAUAACAGGCUAUUGCAGUUGUCUUUGGGGGGAAAACUGCGAAUUUGUAGAUUAUGGCAACAGUGUGUUUAUAGUUUAAUAAACUAGUUUAAUAAUAUAGUUUAAUAAAAAUAGUUUAAUUCUUAGCUGUUAGAAGUUCUUUUUUUUUCAUCUUUUGUAUUUUGCUGAAAUGACAAACUGUUUGCUAUUGGUUUGGUUCUGUGCUCUAGUUGCUGGAAACACAAGAGUGCAUGUAAAAGGGUGGGACAAGCAGUGUGUGAUUUAUACAUUCCUUUACAUUGAAUAUUUGAUUGUGCGGCCCUCAUUGUCCCUGCACUUCAGAGCCUGUUCUGAAUUGACUUAGAAACAAGUUUGCAGUAAAAACUAUUUUGUUAAAUGAA